Messenger RNA from Choloepus didactylus (southern two-toed sloth), 1275 nucleotides. It is a transcript of the gene KCNJ5, whose product is annotated as potassium inwardly rectifying channel subfamily J member 5. Gene Ontology annotation, molecular function: G-protein activated inward rectifier potassium channel activity. Bases 13 to 1275 code for a protein of 420 amino acids. The record is from RefSeq and is a predicted model, not a curated record. The transcript is spliced from 2 exons. Gene Ontology annotation, biological process: regulation of monoatomic ion transmembrane transport; potassium ion import across plasma membrane. Lineage: Eukaryota; Metazoa; Chordata; Mammalia; Pilosa; Megalonychidae. Gene Ontology annotation, cellular component: plasma membrane.
CAGAGUUCCCCCAUGAUGGCCGGCGACUCCAGGAAUGCCAUGAACCAAGAUAUGGAGAUUGGAGUGACUCCCAGGGACCCUAAGAAGGUGCCCAAGCAGGCCCGCGACUGCGUCCCCAUCGCCACCGACCGCACCCGUCUGCUGGCGGAAGGCAAGAAGCCCCGCCAGCGCUACAUGGAGAAGACCGGCAAGUGCAACGUCCACCACGGCAACGUCCAGGAGACCUACCGGUACCUGAGCGACCUCUUCACCACCCUGGUGGACCUCAAGUGGCGCUUCAACCUGCUCGUCUUCACCAUGGUGUACACCGUCACGUGGCUCUUCUUCGGGUUCAUCUGGUGGCUCAUGGCUUAUAUCCGGGGCGACCUGGACCACGUGGGCGACCAAGACUGGAUCCCCUGUGUCGAAAACCUCAGCGGCUUUGUGUCUGCCUUCUUGUUCUCCAUUGAGACCGAGACCACCAUCGGGUAUGGCUUCAGGGUCAUCACCGAGAAGUGUCCAGAGGGGAUCAUACUCCUCCUGGUCCAGGCCAUCCUCGGCUCCAUCGUCAACGCCUUCAUGGUGGGCUGCAUGUUUGUGAAGAUCAGCCAGCCGAAGAAGAGGGCGGAGACCCUCAUGUUUUCCAACAACGCGGUCAUCUCCAUGCGGGACGAGAAGCUCUGCCUCAUGUUUCGGGUGGGAGAUCUCCGCAACUCCCACAUCGUGGAGGCCUCCAUUCGCGCCAAGCUCAUCAAGUCCCGGCAGACCAAAGAGGGCGAGUUCAUCCCCCUGAACCAGACCGACAUCAACGUGGGCUUCGACACGGGGGACGACCGUCUCUUCCUGGUUUCGCCGCUCAUCAUCUCCCACGAGAUCAACGAGAAGAGUCCCUUCUGGGAGAUGUCCCGGGCUCAGCUGGAGCAGGAAGAGUUUGAAGUCGUGGUCAUCCUAGAAGGGAUGGUGGAGGCAACAGGCAUGACUUGCCAAGCGCGGAGCUCCUACAUGGAUACGGAGGUGCUCUGGGGCCACCGAUUCACACCUGUCCUCACCUUGGAAAAGGGCUUCUAUGAGGUGGACUACAACACCUUCCAUGAUACCUACGAGACCAACACACCCAGCUGCUGUGCCAAGGAGCUGGCAGAAAUGAAGCGGGAAGGCCGGCUCCUCCAGUACCUCCCCAGCCCCCCCUUGCAGGGCGGCUGUGCUAAGGCAGGGCCAGAUACGGAGGCUGAGCAGAAUGGAGAGGACGAGCCUGGGGAGCUGAGUGGGUCCCAGGAGGCCAGGGGCUCAGUGUGA